GCUGCUUCAUUACUCUCAGCAAGCAUCCACACCAUUGGACACAUCGCUGCCCACACCACUGCCCACCUACAAACACAGAUAUGGAGGCCAAACUGCUGGUAUUUAUUGCGAUUGCAUGCGCUGUGUCUCGCAUCGAAGGCCAGACAGUCACACUAUCGUCGAGCAUCAACAUCACUCGCUCGGGUUGUGGAACCUCUAAGCUAUGCUUUCCCACCUGUGACCCUGUAGCAAACUCCUCCACCUGCUACUUUGGCUCCUCUCAGUACCAGCCCAACACCACGCUGUACUUCGAGCUCGUUGGCCCCACCUCUGGCUACGUGGCGCUGGGCCUGGCCUCCGAUCCAAACGUGGGAGCCACCAUUGUGUUCGUGUGCGCCAACAACAACACCAACAACGGCAGCAUCUUCUUCUUCCAGACAGCCUCUAACACCUCAACUGGCUUGAAUCUCACUACUGUGAACACUGUAUACUCAGUCCAGGGUGCAGUGGCCAUCAACCAAAGCCUGAACCAGAGCCUUGUCAAGUGUACCUUCAACACCUCCAGCAGCCUAAACGUCUCGACCUCGAGCACGAGCACGAGCAAAGCUUCCGCAACCAUCAAUUACUAUGUCACCAUCUUCAGCGGCAUCGUUAGCGGAACCACCCUGGGUUUUCCUACUUCAGUGUAUUACUCUGGGAAAGCACUGAAUCUGGCUGAUCCUACCAGCAACACCAACACCACCAACUCCACCUCCAGCGCCACUGUUGCAGCCACGGUGUCCGGCAGCACAGGCGGUAGCGACUCUCUCACCAACCCCGUGGCUCAUGCGCUGGCCAUCCUGCUGAGUGCUAUGGGUCUCCUCCUCCUGUCUUAAAGGACCUCCUGACUUCACCAUUAUGAAGAUGUUUCUCAGGGUUUAUGAGCUGCGUAUGAAGUACACAGGCUAACCGAGACAAAGGCAGCCCAACACGGCUGCCUGUGUCUCUGUGUGUGUGUUAGGUAGAGUGAUUGUGUAUGUAUGGAAGUAUGUAUGUACAGUUGCAUAGAAAAGUUUGGGCGCCUCGGUCAAAUUCCAUGUUUUUGUUGAUUUUCUAAGUGUGAAUGAGUUAACGAAUGCUUUACAGAGCCCACACCUCUGCACAGUUUAAUACAUAAUUACUGUUUAUAUGCUGAAUUUAACAUAUCAGAGAAAAAAUGCGGAGUUCGCAGAUGGUAUGGCGGUAUUUUUUAUGUUAAACUCAGCAAGUAAAUAGAAAUCAUGCAGUAAAAUUGGCAUUUAAAUAUGUUCCACAUUUUCACUUCGGAAUUCAGCCAAAUGUAAUUUGACCGGGGGUGUUCAGACUUUUGCACAUGACCACCUGGGUGCAUGUGAACAUGGACACACUGGAGGAAUGUUAUGAAGCCAUGGUGAAUGGGCCGAACAUCAUAUCGCUCCGCUCGUCCUCACUUAUUUGUUUAUUAUUGUAGUGACCUCAGAAAGGGCCUUGACCCGUUCCAGAAUUUGCCUUUUUACUUUCAGCUGCUUUGCAUCAGUGUUGCACUCGUGUUUGUCUGUGGUGCACAUGCAGUUAUUACAAAAGAAGGUUAUCUUUUUUCUUCCUCUUGUUAAUAUAAAGACGUCUUUUAUGAAAAGAUGUUCUGCUGUAAACACUGUAUUUUUACCUGUAUCGUUUUGAUCAGACAAGAUUACUGAUUAAAGUUUAUUUUACAUAAGA
This is a messenger RNA of Colossoma macropomum (tambaqui), 1695 nucleotides long. Its product is annotated as putative ferric-chelate reductase 1. The record is from RefSeq and is a predicted model, not a curated record. NCBI's taxonomy places the organism in Eukaryota, Metazoa, Chordata, Actinopteri, Characiformes, Serrasalmidae. The coding region runs from base 81 to 854 and encodes 257 amino acids. Gene Ontology annotation, biological process: regulation of glutamate receptor signaling pathway. The transcript has 7 exons.